This is a messenger RNA of Syngnathoides biaculeatus (alligator pipefish), 2795 nucleotides long. RefSeq names its product peroxisome proliferator-activated receptor alpha-like. Bases 16 to 2211 code for a protein of 731 amino acids. The record is from RefSeq and is a predicted model, not a curated record. Gene Ontology annotation, biological process: regulation of lipid metabolic process; hormone-mediated signaling pathway; cell differentiation. Gene Ontology annotation, molecular function: nuclear receptor activity; RNA polymerase II cis-regulatory region sequence-specific DNA binding; zinc ion binding. Gene Ontology annotation, cellular component: nucleus. NCBI's taxonomy places the organism in Eukaryota, Metazoa, Chordata, Actinopteri, Syngnathiformes, Syngnathidae. The transcript is spliced from 14 exons.
ACCUUGACCGGGCGGAUGUCGAAGCUGCAACGGUGUUCGCAAAGGGUGACAGACGAAGAUAGCAGAGCGGCUACGCAAACCACGCCGCAGUGUGCGCGAGCUAGACGUCCACCGCACAGAACGGCGGGGCUCUCUCUCGGGUGUCACUGGCACAUGGCAAAAGUAGGAGUGGAGGCAGCCGUGAGUCAUGGGCGACAUGUCGAGCCGUCACACCUACCUCCUCCUCAUCUGCCACUUGUUACACCGCGAGCGCCGCGCCAUCUCUGCCGCCCCAACAGGAAACCCCAAAAGUUAAAAGCUGCGCCUGAUAGGUCUCAGCCCCUGCCUCCGGAAAAAGCAGAAUACGAGUCUCUGUCUAUUUCCUGGGCGUACCUCAACUUCAAGAACCACGAAGACUCCGGUCUCUGCUUUUGCCCCGUCCCGUCAGAAGCCGACACCCCCCGGGGCCGUGUUGUCGUAAAUCGGUCGAGCGAAGCAGAGCGGACACACCUCCGGCAGGAGCACCGGGACCAGAACACAAUUACAGCUUACGUGUGUCCGGAGGUGUGCUCAUUCGGUCGCUCUCCUGUGAUGUCAUUUCCUGCGAAAGGGACGAAGGGCGGCAGGGGCGGUACGCGUCGACUGCAGCCAGCCCGGGGUCGGACGCUCGCGGAGCGGCUAAACACAGCGAAACAUCUCCGACCACCGGAUUUUCUCAUCUGGAAAUGCUCGGGGGACAAAAACUGCGUUCCGUCGUCUGGUGAGCGAGGUCGUCGUCCGGCCAUGGCAGGGGAUCUCUACUGCCCCCCGUCCCCGCUGGGGGACUCCCUCCUGGACAGCCCGCUGUGCGCAGACCUCAUGGAGGAUCUUCGCGACAUCUCCCAGUCCAUCGGAGAGGACACGCUGGGGUUCGAGUUCCCAGAGUACCAGGGCCCCGCUUGGGGGUCUGAGAACUCCAUCGCACUGGACACCUUAACCCCGGCCUCCAGCCCGUCGCCCGGGGGUUGCGAGGAGGCGCCAGAGCCCGACAACGGGGACAAGGUCUUCGGCCCGCUCAGCCUGGAGUGCAGGGUGUGCUCGGAUAAAGCGUCGGGCUUCCAUUACGGCGUGCACGUCUGCGAGGGCUGCAAGGGUUUCUUCAGGAGGACCAUCAGGCUCAAGCUGGAGUACGACAAGUGCCAACACCACUGCAAAAUCCAGAAGAAGAACCGGAACAAGUGCCAGUACUGCCGUUUCCGCAAGUGCCUCUCGGUGGGCAUGUCCCACAACGCCAUCCGCUUUGGUCGCAUGCCCCAGGCGGAGAAGAUGAAGCUGAAGGCGGAGAGGAAGAGGGUGGAGAAGAAGAAAGAGGCCAGCCCCACGCUGUCCGACCACAAAGUUCUCAUCGGGAGCAUCCACCAAGCCUACAUGAAGAACUUCAACAUGAACAAAGCAAAAGCUCGCCUCAUCCUCACUGGGAAGACGAGCAAGCCGCCUUUCAUUAUUCACGACAUGGAGACGUUCCAGCGAGCGGAGCGGACCCUGGCGGCCUACGUGGUGUCAAAGGUCGACAGCGCGGAGCCCGAGUGCGGCCUCCCGGCGGGGGUGCUGGUUGCCGCGGUGGGUUGCGGGGGGCUCCAGCGGCGGGAGGCCGAAGCGCGCCUCUUCCACUGCUGCCAGAGCACCUCAGUGGAGACGGUCACCGAGCUAACGGAGUUCGCAAAAGCUAUUCCUGGCUUCCAGAACCUGGAUUUGAAUGAUCAGGUAACUCUUCUCAAGUACGGGGUUUACGAGGCCCUCUUCACCCUCCUGGCAUCUUGCAUGAACAAAGAUGGCCUCCUGGUGGCUCGCGGCGGCGGCUUCAUCACCCGCGAGUUCCUCAAGAACCUCCGGCGGCCCUUCAGCGACAUGAUGGAGCCCAAGUUCCAGUUCGCCACGCGCUUCAACUCCCUGGAGCUGAACGACAGCGACCUGGCCCUCUUCGUCGCGGCCAUCAUCUGCUGCGGAGACCGUCCGGGUCUAGUGGAUGCGACUCUGGUGGAGCGGCUCCAGGAAGGCAUCGUCCAGGCUCUGCGGCUCCACCUGCAGGCCAACCAUCCCGACGACGCCUUCCUCUUCCCGAGACUGCUGCAGAAACUGGCCGACCUGCGGGAACUGGUCACGGAGCACGCUCAGUUGGUGCAGGAAAUCGAGACGACGGAGGACACGUCGCUGCACCCCCUCCUUCAGGAGAUCUACAGGGACAUGUACUAAGACAUGGCUCAGUUUGCUGAUGUCUUCCAUUUCAAGACGAUUCAUUUUGGGAGAGCGGCAGCUGUGGAAAAGCGCUUGUAGCUAACAGAAAAUAUAAAUAUAAAAUCGUGCCUCAGGAUCACAAACGUAUGUUUAGAACUGUAUAUUACAAUAAUAUUUAAAAAAAAAAAAGCCAAUAUAUCGAUUUUUGUUGUGUGAUUGUGCCUUCCACAAAUGUGUCCACUGUGAAAUAAGCAUCAAUAAUUUGAUGUAUGCUUUCAUUGAUUUUUUUUAAACCACUUUUGCGGUUGAAUUAACCAUGAGCCAUUUAUUCUGAACAGAAUUCCACCAUAAACAUUUAAAACGACUUCCUGUUUAUGCAUCUUGUAUAAUGUAACUACCGCACAUCAUUCAUAAAUACGAAAUACUGUAUGUGUGUCAGUGUGAAAUGACUAAAAAGAUAAUUGUAUGUAAUACUUUAAGUGAAUGUUCUCGAGCUCAUGUUUAAAACUAUAGAAUAUUUUUAAAAAGUGAUUUUUAAUGCGUGACCGUGCCUUACAAUACAAGAGUGACUACUGUGAAAUAAAUGAACCUCUUCAUCGACA